Antrostomus carolinensis (chuck-will's-widow) is the source of this 729-nucleotide messenger RNA. RefSeq names its product X-box binding protein 1 (gene XBP1). Lineage: Eukaryota; Metazoa; Chordata; Aves; Caprimulgiformes; Caprimulgidae. The annotation marks the transcript as partial. The transcript is spliced from 2 exons. The record is from RefSeq and is a predicted model, not a curated record.
CACUCAGACUACGUGUUCCUCUGCAGCAGGUGCAGGCCCAGCAGUCACCAUUUCUAAUAACUUUCAUGUGGAUUCUGAUAGCAGUGACUCUUCAGACUCAGAGUCUGAUCUCCUAUUGGGCUUUCUGGACACUCUGGACCCAGAGAUGUUUCUCAGGUGUGCCGAUUCAGAGUCAAUGGGCCUGGAAAAGCUGGAGGAAGAGAUCUGUGGAGAAACGAACUCCAUACCAACCUCCCCCUCUACUUCUUUGGGGUCCCCAUCAGCUAAGCUGGAGGCCAUUAAUGAACUGAUAAGGUUUGAUCAUGUGUACACAAAACCCCUAAUGCUGGAGAUUCCUGUUAAAAUGGGCAACCAAACCAAUAUGCUAGUGAAAAUUGAGGAAGUAUCUCUCUCCCUAUCUGAAGAUAAAACUGCCCCUGAGGUCCCGGUGUCUGUCAAAGAAGAACCUGUAGAAAGCUUCAUGCCUGAACUGGGCAUCUCUCAUCUGCUUUCCUGUCAUUGUAGCCUUGCAGCCUCAAGCUAUCUUUUGGAUGCCUGUAGUGACUCUGGAUAUGAAGGAUCCUUUUCACCCUUCAGUGACAUGUCCUCUCCACUUGGCACUGGCCAUGCUUGGGAGGAUAGCUUUGCCAAUGAACUUUUUCCCCAGCUGAUCAGUGUUUAACUCAGUAAUGCUAACUCCCCUUGGAUAACUGUCCUGGCAGGAUAACAAGUUAUGGCACUUUGGGAUGU